UCUCCUCCGUUCCAUUUCCACACUCUCCAACCCUCCACACGAGUCGCGGACAAUGCCCUUCGGUGUCGCGCCCCCGCACCAUCAUCUCAGUUCUUGCCCCAGAUUGUUCGUCAGAAUCAAGCCCGAUGAAUCUUUCGGUCUAUCCACAGCUCUGCGUCGCUCUGUCCGCUGUUCCAGGACGGAGAGCGUACCACCCGCUGCAGAGGCGAGACCGCAGCAUUCUAAGGGUGGGGCUGCUGAUAUGGCGAAACUGAGAGAGUUGGAGCAGAAAGUUGAGCUUCUUGGUAUUGGCUGUGAGGAUCAUAGCAGACCCGGAUUUUACAGCAACUUGUUUUGUCCAAAGUGCCGAGGGGGACGGAAAGUUGAGAGAAGCCUCUCUUUCCAUAUCGUCCAAAGCGGGGAGUUCGCAAUGUGGAGGUGUUUCCGAAUGGAAUGUGGAUGGGCUGGUCAGGCCUUUGCAGACAGUGGAAAUUCAUGUGAUGGAGACUAUGCAGCCCUAAAGGUCAGAUCCACUGUACAGAUGACAGAAGAGAGCCUAAGGUUGGAACCCUUGAGCGAUAAGAUUAUUGGGUACUUUGCGGAACGAAAAAUAUCGGUGGAAACUCUUCAACGAAAUGGAGUCAAACAACUAUCAGGCAAACAGAGUGCUAUUUCUUUUCCUUACAAAAGGAAAGGAGAACUUGUUGGUUGCAAGUAUCGGACCUUGGACAAGAAAUUUUGGCAGGAGAAGGGUACCGAAAAGGCAUUAUAUGGACUAGAUGACAUAUCAGAAGCAGAUGAAAUUGUCAUUGUUGAAGGUGAAAUUGAUAAGCUCUCAUUGGAGGAAGCUGGUUUUAUAAAUUGUGCAAGUGUUCCUGGUGGUGCCCCAGGAAAAGUUUCCAACAAAGAAUUGCCUUAUCCGGACAAGGACACGGCUUAUCAAUACUUAUGGAACUGCAAGGAUUACUUGGAUAAGGCUUCUCGAAUAAUCCUGGCAACUGAUGGCGACGCACCUGGUCAAGCUUUGGCAGAGGAGCUUGCAAAGCGCCUUGGAAAACAAAGAUGUUGGAAGGUAAAUUGGCCAAAAAAGGACGACUUCAGUAGAUUCAACGAUGCAAAUGAGGUUCUCAAGCAUCUAGGACCUACUGCUCUCAUGGAAGCAAUUGAACAUGCAGAUUCGAUGUCUCCCACAUCCUCCGGACCAAGUAACAAGGGUGUGCAAAAGAACCGGGAACUGCCCAGAACUGGACCAGAUUGGCCCGGAACCGGCGGUUCCCAUGGGGACCGGUCCGGUUCUCAGUUUCAAUUUACUAGAACCGGUGAGUACUGGUCCGGUUCUCGAUUCUAGACGUGGAACUGCUCACCUCAGACCGGACCAGUAAUAUAUAUAAGAUUUAAAAAAAAAAAUUUCCAACCUAAAAAAAAGAAAUUUUUUUAAAAAAUGAAAACCUUAACAUCCCUAAUCUAAAGCUUAAUGCUCGUCAACUGAGUGCUCGUCUCGUUUCACAUUCACUUUGUUUGAGUCCUCUCACUAUCUCUCACUCAUGGUCUCGACUCUCAAGCUCGAUGCCCAUUGACUCACGGCUUUGACUCUCAACUCCCAUUAACUCAUGGCCGUGCCUGACCAUUCAUCACCUCCCUCACUCACUCUCGGUCAUUUUCAUUUGCGUGAAGUUUGUUGGGAUCGGGUCCAUGGAGCUAACGAGUAGUUCCCGAUUCCAAUUUUUCGAAACCGAUAUUUAGUGGGCGGUUCCCGAUUCCAAAGUGGGAACUGCCCACCUGGAUCAUGCUCACCCCUAAUUGUGGAUGCCAUUGUUGUCGUUACUCAGCAAUUGAUUUUAUUUCUACUUUCAUGCGUUAUCCAAUUUGCCAACAGAAGCAUUUCUACUCUUGUUCGUCCAUUUAUCGAUGGUUUAUGUACACGUCAUCUUUGUCAUGUAGUUAGCUUAUGUGACUGCAUUUGGACGAAAAUAAGGAAUUUGUUCUAAAAAUAUUAGGGAAAAUUAGUUUAGAGACCGGAUCUUUUACAAUAGAGAGGGACAAGUGCACCAAAAGUUAUAGAACUUGUCCUGAAAGUGUCAUUGAGUCCUGAAACUUUUUUAUAAAGUGCAAUCAAGUCAUACAACUUGUUAGAUUGGUGCGAUCAAGUGUUGCCGUCCUUUAUCCAAAUUGACGGCCGGAAAAUAAUGAGGUGCUUUCUUUUUUGUUCAUUUAUCUCUCCUAUGUGGUAGGAAACUUAAUUGAGACUUCCGUCUGUGCAUAGAGACGCCGAUUUAUUGACCUUUAGUGAUGCAAAAUAAUGUCAUAUUGAAAGCAUACCUCAAAUUGAGUAGAUAAACAAAUUGUCUUUUGGGUGUUUUCCCCAAAUUGAACCAAAUAGCCCCAAAUUCCAAAUUCCCCUUCUUCGGUCGAGCCCUAAAUUCCUUCUCUUCGUUUGAUUGCACAAUCAAAUACGGUCGUAGGAAAGAAGCUUGCAAAGUUGACGGCAGUGCAUUACAAUUGAUGAAGCUCAUUCCGUUGGACAUUAGUCAAACCAAAUAGCCCCAAAUUCUUCUUCUUGGUAUGAUUGAGAGACAAGUGAGAACCGAAAGAAAAGGACUCGUAGAAAAUUGAAUGCAUUGCAAAUCACGGAGCUCUUUCGUUUGGAGGUUGUUUGAACCAAAUAUCCCAAAUUCCUCUUCUUCGUCCGAGCCCUAAAGCUCUCUUCUUCGUUUGAUUGCACAAAUACAGAAUCGAAGGAAAAUGAUUUUGAAAAACGAGGGCAUUACAAUUGAAGAAGUUUGUUCUAAUGGAGGUCGUUGCAAUCUCUUUCACAUAACACUAGACAAAAGAACUGCAUUUGGCUUUGAGAGGAUCGAUAGUUGGCUUUGAGAAUAUUGACAUUUCGCACAAGUCCUAUUUUUGGUUUUGAAUGAUCGGAAUCUUUAAUUUGUUUGGAUCACUGGCUUUAUUUGUUGUGCAUUAUUAAAAAAAAUGGUGCUCAUCAGAUUUUUUUGUUCUCUCGACAACAAAAUCCUUAACACAGUUUUCUUUGGAGGUAGCUUUCAAGUAGGACCACCCUUUGAAUACAGAGGUGGAAGGGUCAUUGUUGAAAUAGACUUAAGUAAGAAUUCACUCUCUCGUACAACUAAAACUAUUGAGGUUUUGGUUAGGUGUAAAAUACACAAACUCUAUUGCAGAGUUCUUGGAAGUACCGCUCUCAAAGGUGAUCUUUGGUUUUUAUGGGAUAAUUAUGCUAUGAUAGAUCUCUUAUAUUGUGAAAUCCUUGACCUGUAUGUGGAGUAUUAUGGUGAUGAUGAAGUGACAAGUGUUGAGAUAGGACAGCUGAGAUUGUAGAUUGAGAUAAAAAUUGAAGAUUUGUAUGAUGUGAAUGUAGAAAGGGUUGAUAAUGUGGCUAGAAAUGUGUUUGAUGUGAUUAGGAAUAUUGACGACGAUGGCAAUCGGGCUGUACUCACCUACGCUCUAGGCCUAAUGCAGGAAGCUCCGUUCCUCAACGAGUUAUUCCCUGUCUGGGCAGCGUUCCUGAUGAUCAACCUCGGGAGCGCCAAUUCUAUCUCCGCAUACAGUCUCGAAGACAACGAGCAGUGGAAGAGCUACAAUUGGCAGAUCAUGAUCAAAUUGAUUUGGUUGUUAUUUUUGAUAGACUGGCACUUCCGCGACACGUCCAACACGGGGUUUGGGACCCCGUACCUCGUCCUCGUCUUGACCUUGAAGGCCGACGAGAGGGCUUGGGCCUUGAUGGCGGUGAGCUGCCAGUCUUUGGAGAGGGAUACAAAAGUGGUUGCCGAUUAUAUGAGCGUGGAGCACGAAAGUGGUGAAGUCGAUCCGGUUCGCUUGAGAGGGUAUACGUAUUUGGUGAGGGGUGAAGAGGAGAGAUGGGUGAAUGGCUUCGUUCGUACUAAGCAAUUUAUCAAGAGGUGUCUAGGGAAGGAGGAGGCUGCGCUGGCAUGGGACCAUCGGACCCCAUUGGACAACGUCGGUGGUCGCAGGUUGCUUGACUCCGCCACAGGCCACCAGGCUUUGUGUAGGUAGCCAGACUUUGCCAUCGAUACUAAGUUGCCAAUCGCUAGAAUUUACUUUCGGCCACUAGAUGCAUUCCCCGUUGUUAAUGACUAAUAUUCUUUCCUUGCGACCAAAAUUUUUACAAUCCAAACAAUUGAAAAGGAAAGAAUGAUGCAAUCCAUUUGAGAGUUCCUUGUCAUGGAACCAAAGGAGACUUAUUUAGUGAAUUUGGGAUUUAUGAUACAAAAUACGUGGUAUUUCUCCUAUUUAGCUCUUA
Molecule: messenger RNA, 4258 nt
Organism: Syzygium oleosum
Lineage: Eukaryota; Viridiplantae; Streptophyta; Magnoliopsida; Myrtales; Myrtaceae
Product: primase homolog protein
Exons: 14
Coding region: 53-1327 (424 amino acids)
Molecular function (GO): single-stranded DNA binding; 5'-3' DNA helicase activity
Source: RefSeq, a predicted model, not a curated record